AUGGAUAAUAAUUAUUUGAAGAAUAUAAGCAAGGAUUAGUAUAUGAUUGUUAGAUUCAGUGAUGGCAUAGGACAAUAUCAAAGCAUUUUAGCUAAGGAAUUUCAUUAAAAUAAAUUAGAAAAUGCAACUUAAAAAACUUAGAGAGAAAAAAUGAAAGAGUUCUUUAAAAGUAAGUUAGAUUGA
This is a messenger RNA of Paramecium tetraurelia, 183 nucleotides long. RefSeq lists its product as uncharacterized. The record is from RefSeq and is a predicted model, not a curated record. Lineage: Eukaryota; Ciliophora; Oligohymenophorea; Peniculida; Parameciidae. The transcript has a single exon.